Molecule: messenger RNA, 3150 nt
Organism: Teleopsis dalmanni
Lineage: Eukaryota; Metazoa; Arthropoda; Insecta; Diptera; Diopsidae
Product: TBC1 domain family member 31-like
Exons: 6
Coding region: 135-3104 (989 amino acids)
Cellular component (GO): centrosome
Molecular function (GO): protein binding
Source: RefSeq, a predicted model, not a curated record
UCAUUUAAUAAAAUGCAGAGGAAACACUUGAAUUACUCCGUUUUAUUAAUUCACUGUCAAAAUAAAAAAUAAACAUUUUAAGAGCGCUAAACUUAAAUUAAUCUAAGAAAUUUAUUAAAUUUACCCCGAUUGAUAUGGAUAAAAAAGAAGAAAACUCUAACAACGCUGUUAACAAUGAUUUGGAGGGGAGCAACAGACGAAGUAAAUCUUUGAACGCUGAAUCAAAUAAUAGUGAUUUAGCUAAAGGCAAUACAUCGAAAAAUGAAAACAAUGAUUUAAUUAUAAAGGAUAAAAAUUUAAAAAAAACUAACUCUGAGGAAAUUUUUGAGGAUAGUGAAUUUUUGGAAGACGAACCAUUUUUGGAAGAGAGAUUGUUUGAAGAAAUAACUGAAGAAACUUCAUUCUAUGAUGCUGAACCAUGCACUAUAGACAAAUCAAAAAAAUUACCAUUUAAAUUAAAACAAAAUCAAAAUGGAAAUAUAUUUACCUUACAUCACACAGUCACUAAAUAUGAUAAAAUCAUAAGAAUUAGAUUGAGUGCAUGUUGUUUUGGAAACGGAUGCACUCAAUUUGUUAUUAUUGAUAAAAGGGGGAACAUUUUUGUAUUUGAUUUUCCAUCAAAACGUUACUGGCAAUUACAAGAACAAAUUAUAGGCGUAAGCGUAAUAAAGCCGUCGUUUACAAAGACAACGCAUUAUUUAAUAGGCACCAAAAAUGGUCGGCUUCUACUUCUGGACACAGAUAGCUCGAAAAUAAUAAAGACAGCAGAAGUUUAUAAAUGUCCCAUUACUGAAAUAUCUUUUCCGGGACAGCCAUUGUUGCCAUCUAAUUUAGCACUAAUUAUUGUUGGACACCUUGCAAUUUUAUUUAAUGUGCAAACCUUUACUGCUACACAUCGCCUGGACUUGGAUGAGAUGCCAAUCAAUUUAAAGUUCGCAACUUUUUUGCCAUUUUCAGAAAAAAUUUUUACUUGUUUUACCAAUGAUGCAAUAUAUUUUUGGUCGGGAGUUACUCUGAGAAAUAUUCGCAUUCACUACCCAAUAAAGCAACGCGAUAAAAAAUUACAACUAAUGAAGAGUGACUCCAUACCAGAAUUCUGUUUAGACUCCGAAAAUUGUAGAGAAUUUCUAUUUAACUGCCAAAACUUAGAUUAUUCUAAUGGUCAGAUAGUUUCCUACUGCUAUGCUUUCGACGGAAGCCUUUUAUGCUUAUCAACAAUAGAUAAUUACAUAUUACUAAUUAGCAUUUACACAGUUGAGAUUAAAAAAAUACUUCGAACUAAAGAUUUUGUGGUUUCGGAAUGCGCUUUUCUUCCGAAACCUAAGGAGAUUUUGUUAUUUUGCCUUACAACAAAACAUCAGGUUAUAUUACUUGAUUGUCAAAAUACUAAGUUAAUAUUGAUUGUUCAAUCACGAAAUGCAUUCCAUAUGGAAAUUUCCGAAGAUGGACAAUUGAUAGCAAUAUUAUCAAAUAACGGAGAGGCCAAUAUUUGGUCAACCUCUCAACUUUAUAACAUAUUAAAGUCACAAGAAAAAUGUAUCGAACUGUUACAAGGCUCUUUUAAAGUGAAAAAACCGAUUUGCUUACCCAUUUCCAGCAAUGAAUGCUUUUAUAAUGAUGUAAAGAAUAUGCUUAAACGUAAUCGAUUGUUACAUAUUUUGCGUGAAUAUGGCCAAUAUCCCUCAAAAUAUCGCACUAUUAUUUGGUCUGCAUUGCUUAAAUUGCCAUAUAAUCAAUCAGAGUUUCAAAAAUUACUUAAAAGUGAGGUACCAGUGGAAAUUAGAAGCAAAUCAAAAAAUAUAAAAUUAAAGAAUGAGUCUUUAAAACGGUCGCUGAUUAAAGUGUGGUCAUGCUUGGGAUUGUGGUGCAAACCAAUUUUAUAUGCAGACUUUGUACCAUUUUUAAUAUUUCCAUUUAUAAAAUUAUUUUCGAAAAAUGCUCUUAUUGCAUUCGAAAUUUGUGUCACACUUUUUUUAAAUCAUUUCCAACUGUGGUUUGAAUUUCAUCCCAUGGAACCUGCAAAUUAUUUAGGGAUAUGCGAAAAUCUGCUUCAGUUUUUUGACCCAGAUUUGUGCAAAUUUUAUGCUAAAAUGGAUAUUAACUCAACACAUUACGCUUGGUCAAUUUUUUCUAAUGGAUUCUCAGAACUUCUCGAUCAAGAACAGUGGCUUCAUUUAUGGGAUAAUAUAAUAUCGUGUCAAACGUAUUUUAUUAUAUUUUGUUGCGUUGCUUAUAAUAUUUUGCAGCGAGAAGUUAUCUUAAGAUUACCAUGUAGGGAUAACGUGAUUAUGUUUUUUCACGAACAAAAUCCAAUUGAUGUCAGUCAAUUAUUGUCAAAAGCAUGGAAAUUAAACACAAAAUGCCCACCUAAACUACAUCCAAAAAGAUAUAUCGAACUUUUUAAGCAACUUCCUAAAAAUGUGUAUCCUAAAUUUUUGAACUAUCCAAACGAAUGCAUUAGGCAACAUGAAGAAAAAAUGAAGGUUUUUCAAAAUGAACAAAAAUUAAUUGAUGCUCGAUUACACCAACUGGAGUGCGAAGAGUUGGAAAUAAUGAAACAUCUUCAGAGGGAUCUUAAAGAUGAAACACAUGCGAAAAGAAUGAAAGAGAUGGAGAAACUGUAUCUCGAUGUAUUAAAACGUGAGGAAGAACGUAUAGCUUAUCAGAACAAAAUUGUUCUUCUUUACCAGAAAGAAUUACGUAAUCGUAGAGGAAAAGUAAUAGCAACUAUGAAAAAAUCUGAACAACGAAAGAAAGCAAUCGAAACGGAAAAGGAGUUGGAUCAAUUAUGGCACAACAUUGAAACAGAGAAACUAAGAGACCGUACGCAGUUAAUGUUAGCUGAAGAACAGAUGCGAGAUGAAGAUAUAACACUACUUGCUCAAAUGCAAAAUAUGAAACCAAAAUGUCAGUCAUUAUCACAAAAGUAUGCUGAUGAUAUUAAAAGAAUAUCUGAAGAAAGGGAUCGUCUAAAGCAUAAUAUUAAAAAGACAUCUUUAAAUUUGAAUGUGUCUUCCGAACGUAACUCGUGCAACUUACAAGAAAUUGAGAGACGGUUUAACUUGAUUCAAAACCAAUUUUUGAAACUUAAAAAUAAUAGCUGAGUGAUAAUUAUUUAAAAUUAAUUAAUUUUGUACUAUCAUUUGUAUA